AGUGAUUUUACGAUGUGCGCCAAGAUGAGUGUACUACAUGGUCGUCAUUUGGGAAUUAUGACCCUUACGAGCAGCCCGUGUGAGCUAGACAACAUGAGCUUGUUUCAAGACCUCAAGUUGAAAAGGAGAAAGGUCGACUCCCGAUGUAGCAGCGACGACUCCCCAGUAUCCCUCGGAUCAGCAGGCUCGCCGCUCGGGAUCCAGCCAACAGACGCACCUUCACCCAUAAACUUUCCUGCUCCAGGAGAAAGUGUGGCUGAUACCCUGACUUCCUCGCCGGACGCUAACAUGCCAGGUUCGCCGGGCUGCCCGGUGGUCAAAGUAAAAUCCGAGUGGCAGCGUGGCAGCCCCAGUCCCGGGACCCCAGUACGAGACAUGAGAGGCUCAAUGAUAAUCCAUGACUCAAUUCGGGACCUGGGCUCGGAUCGGGCUUCACCAGACUCUGUCUUCCCGGAUGUCAUCAGUUCCAGAGUCUCUGAGGAUCAUCAACAACGAUCUUGUACUCCAGCAGCUAACAGAUCGUCGCCCCUCCCGGCCGUUUCUACAACCCCUAUGUCCCAGGAAACCAGCAGGAGUGAAAGUCCUGACCGGGGGAACAACCUGUCUUCAGCUCAGUCGAAAGAAGAGUCGGACAACUCUGUGUUCGACGGAGGCGGCCCAGGUGGUGGUCCAGGUGGCGGAAAGAAUGGUAACCAUAGAAAUGACUCCUCUAACCAGUCGUGUCAGCGGAGCAGCCCAUCAUCACAAUUUAAUCCAAACCUGAGUCCCAGCACCAACUCUUCCCAUGGGAAUCACAUGCAAACGAUAGCAACGAAUCCAAGGCUCAGAGCACCAUCAGUACCACCACAUAUAUUGAGUCAUCAUCAAUUCUGGCCUCCAGGAACGGUGACUCAGAAUUUCGCUACUCAGAGACUGCUUAAUGGGGUCAUCAGCAGUGCUGUGAACUAUGCACAGAACCUUGCUGGGUCUUCGAGUAAUGGUUCUGGUGGUAACAUGAGUGCAGGAAAUGGAAACGGAUCCAUAACUGGAAAUGGAAACGGGAAUGGAUCUGGAGGAUCGAACGCCGGAAAUGGAUGCGAAAGUAUGAAGCCACCAGCUCAGAGAUCGGCGCCAGCACCUCCAAGACCACCUCCCACUGUAAUAAUGGGUGAAGUUGGCGGCGUCAGAACUAUGAUCUGGUCAGCACCGGCUCUGGAUCCAGUACCGCCUCCAGCUGCCUCCUGGACGACGACAGCUUCUGCGGCUUCCUGUUCAUCCUCCGAAGAAUCAGCCGCUCAGCUGCUCCUAAAUCUCGGGCAGGAAUCCCGAGGCAAACCACCUGGCAUCCCUUACACGUCGGGUCCUCCGCUUAACAUGGAAAGGUUAUGGGCCGGUGACCUAACGCAAUUGCCAGCUGCUCAACAGAUUCAGGCGUUGAAUCUAACGGCUUCCGGGUCCAGUCAGCCUUGGGUGAGAAAUGGCGGGGUCGUUAAGUCCGAGGCGGCGUCUCAGUCGUUAUCUGUAGCGCCACCUGCCCCGCCAUUACCUCCCCAAGAACACGAAGAGGACGAGACGCCUAUGAUCUGCAUGAUUUGCGAGGACAAGGCCACUGGACUCCAUUAUGGCAUCAUCACCUGCGAAGGUUGCAAGGGCUUCUUCAAGAGGACAGUGCAGAACAGGCGGGUCUACACUUGUGUAGCAGAAGGUGGCUGUGAGAUCACGAAGGCACAGAGAAACCGGUGUCAGUACUGUCGUUUCAAAAAGUGCAUCGAACAGGGUAUGGUCCUUCAAGCAGUUCGGGAAGAUCGGAUGCCUGGUGGCAGAAAUUCUGGGGCUGUUUAUAACCUUUAUAAGGUGAAGUACAAGAAACACAAGAAGACGAAUAAGACUUCAGGAGUUGGAGGCGGAAUGGGGGGCGGUGGUAACGUUAGUGGAGUAAAUGGUUCGGGGUCGUUGACUGGCAGCAAAGGAACCAUGGGAACGACCAUGUUGGAAAAACAUAUGGCUGCUGCUGCGGCGCAUCACAGCCAACAACAGCAGCAUACCCAGUUGGCAAGCAAUUUUCUCCAACACAGAAUUUCCUCCGCAGAUCCUCAAAACUCUCAACCUACCUCCAGCCAUCCGAACCACAAUGUGCACACGGGACACCUUGUGAAUGGAACCAUUCUCAAAACGGCUCUCACCAAUCCCUCCGAAGUUGUGCAUUUACGGCAGAGGCUAGAUAACGCAGUUAGUAGUUCGAGGGAUCGGGCAUUUCCUCUGGACGCCACCCUCCUCAUGAUACAAACCCUAAUAGACUGCGACGAGUUCCAAGAUAUCGCCACGAUAAGGAACUUGGAUGAGCUGCUGGACCAUAAAUCAGACUUAAGUGAAAAGCUGUGUCACAUAGGAGACAGCAUAGUGUACAAGUUGGUGCAGUGGACCAAAAGGUUACCCUUCUACCUUGAGCUACCGGUGGAUGUCCACACGAGGUUACUCACACUCAAGUGGCACGAACUCCUGGUGCUCACCACGUCGGCGUACCAGGCCAUGCACGGUCAGCAUCGAGUCUCCAACUCCAACAACGAGGGAACGGGCGCUGACUUUAUGCAAGAAGUUUCGAACAAUAUGUAUACGUUACAAACGUGCCUCUCGAGCAUGAUGGGUCGGGAGAUAACCAUGGAACAAUUGCGGCAAGAUGUGGGACUGAUGGUGGAAAAAAUAACUUACGUCACGCACAUGUUCAGGCGGGUGAAGCUGCGAAUGGAGGAGUACGUUUGUUUAAAAGUCAUUGCGAUGCUCUCGCAAGCACGAGGUGCUACGGUAGAAUUGGAGCAAAUACAAGACCGGUACGUGAACUGUUUGAAGAGUUUCAUCGAACAUAGUGCGCCGCAACAUCCAAGCCGCUUCAACGAGCUUAUCGGCAGAUUGCCCGAAGUUCAAUCUGCCGCGACUCUUCUGCUAGAAAGCAAGAUGUUUUACGUUCCUUUUCUGCUGAACUCAGCAACUCAAAGAUAGUAAAUAAAAAACCUGAUAAACGAAGCUGACUACCUACACAUGUAUACAUAUAUAAAUAGAAGAGGAAGAAGAUAAAAAAGAAGAAUAGGCGAAAACGAACAAACAAGCGGACUCACGUACGUGAGACGGGGGAAAGGCUUUGUUUGUGUAUGUAUAAUAACUAUAAUAUAUAUAAAUAUAUAAAUAAUAUAAAUGUGUGUGUUCGUUGCGUUGUACAAAAAUGAAAGAAGAGAGAAGACUUAGAGGUGAGAAAGCACUUCGGAAGAAGCUACCGAGCGAACGGAAACAGAAUAGGAGAAAAAUAAAAA
Molecule: messenger RNA, 3284 nt
Organism: Belonocnema kinseyi
Lineage: Eukaryota; Metazoa; Arthropoda; Insecta; Hymenoptera; Cynipidae
Gene: Hr4
Product: hormone receptor 4
Exons: 11
Coding region: 13-2976 (987 amino acids)
Biological process (GO): regulation of DNA-templated transcription
Molecular function (GO): zinc ion binding; DNA-binding transcription factor activity; sequence-specific DNA binding
Source: RefSeq, a predicted model, not a curated record